AUGCGAUAUUCAAUCCGCCGCUCGACUACACCUUCUCCCAAGAAUGGAAAGAUGACCUCAAAGUCAAACACACCCCCUCCCGGCGCAACCAAGAAUAAUCACAACCACAAUCACCACCACGGCAACAACAUGAUGAACGGCUACUUUGGCCAGACCGCCUCUUUCCUGACCUCGGCUGCAGGCUACAUGCGUCUGCCAGCUCUGGCCUCAACAACACUGACCGCGAACCUCGACUCACAGGGCAUUGCGGCUAUCCUCACGUCCCUCCUCUACUUCAAACAAAAGGCGCUCAUCUAUCCCUCUCAUAUGCCGACAAACUCACGAACCGACAUCCCGCGUCCUACACAGUUCGGAAUCAAAGACUUUGAAGAGCUGGUCAUCCCCACCGACGAUGGCGAGAAGCUGUCGGCCUACUACAUUCGCGGCCCCCGUGGCGGCAAGAAUUCGGACAUCACAAUCAUGAUGUUCCACGGCAAUGCAGGCAAUAUCGGUCACCGCCUGCCCAUCGCCCGCGUCCUCAUCAACAUGAUUGGCUGCAACGUCUUUAUGCUGGAGUAUCGAGGCUACGGCGCAUCCACCGGCGAACCAGACGAGUCGGGCCUGGGGAUCGAUGCCCAGACCGGACUCAACUACCUGCGCGAGCGAGCGGAAACGAGGCAUCACAGGUUCAUUAUUUACGGCCAGAGUCUCGGUGGAGCCGUCAGCAUCAAGCUAGUGGCCAAGAACCAAGAACGGGGCGACAUUGCGGGUCUCAUCUUGGAGAAUACUUUUCUCUCCAUGCGCAAGCUGAUUCCUUCCGUUCUUCCACCUGCCAAAUACUUCACGCUGCUGUGCCACCAGGUCUGGCCCAGCGAGGCAACCUUGCCGUCCAUCACCAAGGUGCCCAUCUUGUUCCUUAGCGGUUUACAAGAUGAGAUUGUUCCACCUAGUCAUAUGACCCAGCUUUUCAACGUCUCCACCUCUUUCAGCAAGACGUGGAAGACCUUCCCGGGUGGCGAUCACAACUCGAGCGUGCUAGAGGAGGGCUACUUCGAAGCCAUCUCAGAUUUUAUAGCCGACUCCAUAAAUGAUGCACCCGUCACGGAAGCCAAAAGCCAGUUAUAA
Molecule: messenger RNA, 1104 nt
Organism: Trichoderma gamsii
Lineage: Eukaryota; Fungi; Ascomycota; Sordariomycetes; Hypocreales; Hypocreaceae
Exons: 4
Coding region: 1-1104 (367 amino acids)
Cellular component (GO): membrane
Molecular function (GO): palmitoyl-(protein) hydrolase activity
Source: RefSeq, a predicted model, not a curated record